This is a messenger RNA of Rodentolepis nana, 783 nucleotides long. The record is from the annotation of a GenBank genome assembly. NCBI's taxonomy places the organism in Eukaryota, Metazoa, Platyhelminthes, Cestoda, Cyclophyllidea, Hymenolepididae.
AUGUCGAGAAAGCGACCAUCUCCGACUACAACUGAAGAUGUUUCAGAAUGGUACACUGGCCAUAAUCGUUACCUCCUUGAGUCUCUGUUGGUAUUUUCGUUACGCCGUGGCUUUAUAGAGGCUUCUUGGAUGAUUGUUUCAGAAAUGCGCAAAUGUGGUAUACAGUUGUCUAGUAUGACUUUAUGGUGCUUUAACGCGCAGUCUAAACGCUUGCUUGAUAUAUCGAAGAAGAUCGGGAAUCCUGAGCUGUCCAUUAUUAUCGAAGAAGUUUCCAAUGCUGCAGUGGCCUUGUCGAUUGCUGCCGGGCCUGAUAGUCCCUAUGUAAAACCCCUUCAAAGAUAUAUGAGCCAUGCCGAUAAAGUGUUAAUGUACUUAUCUCUGGAAUCCUUCAAAGAAGACCAAUUAGCGGAGGUCAUUGUCAAACUGAAUAAAAAAUUUCCACCACAUUCAGCCGACUCCGAGGUACAAUUUUUUCGGGCUGAAUUUGCGAAGAUUCUUUCCUCACUGGAUGAAAUCAGACGAUUUGUCUCCCAAGAUUGGUUACCUAGUAGAGAAGCAGCUUUUCAAGUCCUCUUUAAAGAAGCUCAAAAUGUUGCUCAGCAUUUACCCCUUACCUGCAUUGACCAGGUUGGAACCAGACAUCAUGAACUGUUUGUGCAGGCUGUGAGUAAAACGGAUACCCAGUUGGGUCGAAUUCUUCUUUCUACGUUUAUGGACGAGGCGAAUGGAAAUAUAACUGAAUCGAAGUUGUUGCAAAUAAUGAGUACCUUAGAAUCUCACUGA